AUGGAGAAUCCAUAUGAGCAAGUGCAGCUGAACAUUCUGUCUCGAAUUAUCGGUAAUAUCGACAGGCUCAAUCAGAGUGUGGCUACUUUGAAUCAGGAACUCGAGAACGUAAAUCGCAGAAAUCGUAAUCUCGAGAUAAUGGGCCAGAUCUGCGAGAACUACCACAACAGUACCCAAUUUAACUUGAAAGCCACUGGGAGUCAAAAGCCUCCGCUAUAG
Molecule: messenger RNA, 219 nt
Organism: Torulaspora delbrueckii
Lineage: Eukaryota; Fungi; Ascomycota; Saccharomycetes; Saccharomycetales; Saccharomycetaceae
Gene: DAD4
Product: Dad4p
Exons: 1
Coding region: 1-219 (72 amino acids)
Biological process (GO): attachment of spindle microtubules to kinetochore
Cellular component (GO): mitotic spindle; DASH complex
Source: RefSeq, a predicted model, not a curated record